Molecule: messenger RNA, 13634 nt
Organism: Oxyura jamaicensis (ruddy duck)
Lineage: Eukaryota; Metazoa; Chordata; Aves; Anseriformes; Anatidae
Gene: SON
Product: SON DNA and RNA binding protein
Exons: 13
Coding region: 20-11677 (3885 amino acids)
Biological process (GO): regulation of mRNA splicing, via spliceosome; regulation of cell cycle
Molecular function (GO): RNA binding
Source: RefSeq, a predicted model, not a curated record
GCAGCGCGGCCGGGCUGUCAUGGCGACUAACAUCGAGCAGAUCUUUCGGUCCUUCGUGGUUAACAAAUUCCGCGAGAUGCAGGAGGAGCAGCAGCAGCAGCAGCACGGCGGUGGAAAGGUAGAAGGCCAGCCCAAUGGUGACACAGUCCCAGCUGAGCAAGCCAACCCUUCAGAUGACACUGUUGCUGGUGCUGGGAGUCGUCAGAAUGAUCAGAUAGUGCAGAAAAUAGAGGAAGUGCUCUCUGGAGCCCUUGAUACAGAACUGCAGUGCAAAUCAGAUGUAGACAAAAACACUGUGAACAGUAGUACGCAGUCUACAAAAAGAAGCUCUACUGCUGAAGGUGAAGAUGAAAUUCCUAAAAAAAAAUCAAAAAAGAACAAAAAACACAAAAGCAAGAAGAAGAAGAAAAAGAAGAAGAAAAGGAAGAAAGAGAAAAAGCAUAAAAAGCAGCCAAAGGAGUCAAAGUUGAGUGCACGUCAUGGAGAGCAUGCAGACUUACAGCCUGCUUCUCACUCAAUGCCAGAGAAAUCAAGCUCCAAAUUGAGUGUACAGCAUGGAGGACUUGGAGAUGCAAGUCUGGCUGUCCAGAUGCAGCCAGAAGAACUGUGCUUAAAAGCAAGUGAGGAGCUUGAUAGACAAGCUUUAGGACUUGUUUCCCAUUUGAGAACUGAUUCUCAGCCAUCUACAGAAAAUCUUGGAAGUGAGAAGGGGACUUUGUGUGCAACAGAUCCUCAGUGUAAUUUAGAAGGCAGCCAAUUUGAUAUCCAACAAAAUGCUAGUAUGACUCAAGCUCAAAUUUGCACUAGAGAAGAACAAAUUAAACAGUCUUUUGAAAAUAUUUAUCCUGUAGCUGUUAAUGUGAGUGAAAAGGGUGACUUUUUCGUUACUGGAAGCAAUGCUUCGUCUAGCAUCCCAUUGGGAGUUGCCAACAAAUCUGAACUUGAGAAAGCAGUUCUACCUUCAGAGAUGACAGAAGCACUAAAAGGUACAGAGAGUGCUUUGAGAUCUAAAGGCACCGGGGAAGUAAAAGCUUUGGAAUCUGAGACCAUGGGGGUGCUGGAAUAUUCGGAAGCAUCUCUAAAAUCUAUGGCACAGGGAAGAGUGAAAGAGUUGGAAACAACUUUGACAAGUGAUGUGACAGCAAUUCCUAAAUCUGCAAAUCAGGCAGAUCUUGAUACUGUGAAGGCAGCUCACAUGUCUGUGGCCAAGGAAGAAGUGAAAAUUACAGGAGCAACUGAAUUAGGGGGUGUUAGUAGAACUCUGGAACCAGUCCCGCAUCCCCCGGUUUUAUCUGAUAAUUUGAGAGUGGCACAGUGCAGCUCAUUGGAAAGUUCAACUGUCUUGGCAGCAGCCUUGGAACCUGUAGCUAUGAUGGGAGAUGUGACAAAUAAAACAGGCCCAGAUGCAGCUUUGCAACAUUCUCUUCAAAUAUCUACAGAAACUGCUGUGACCCAGAUGGAAAUGAAAAGUGCCAAAAUACCUGUAGCAGCAGGUGAAGCAACUCCUGAUUCCGCAACAGUGUUCCUACAACCUAAAGUCUUCACAGAAACGAGAAGCUUGACAGAUGUGAAUGUGGUUGCAGAGACAAAAGGUUUUCAAGCAACUUCAGAACCUGUAGCCGCUGUGCAGACUCUCAUUCCCCAAACAGUUCCUGAAAUCCAGAUGGUGGAGGGUUUUCAAGGUCCACGAGCAACCGUGGAAGUUGUGACAGUGACAAGAACAAAUGAUCUAGAAACAAGUCAAGCUACUCUGCAACUGGAAAAUGCUUCAAAAAUUUCUGAGAGUGAAUCAAACAUGAGAGGUUUGGAAGCAACUCCCCUGUCUUUGCAGAAAGAAGAAAUGAAAGGUCCAGCAGGAGUCUUAAGACCAACUACUAUGGUAGAAUCAAAAACUUCAGGAGCAACUUUACCGUCUUUGCAAAUGGGAGUUACAAAAGCUUCAGAAGACUUAGGAGAUCCGGAGUCUGUUGGUAGAGCCAAGAUAAAAACUUUGGAGUCAGUCUUGCAGCCUGGAGCCAUUGUAGGGGCAAGGGGCUUAGGAGGAAGUGUGUAUUCUGAAGCCAAAAUUGGCAGCAAAGUCUUAGAAGCAAAUCCAGGACGUCUGGCUGUAGAAGAAAGGUCAGAGAGGACUUCCGAAUCGGUGAUUGCACAUGUAAGAAAGGAACCAGUUACAGAAAUGAUGCAUGUGGUUGUAGGGGAGAUAAAGGAUUCUGAAGUAGCUACAAGUUCUGCCAUUACAGAAGUGAGAAGCUUAGGCAACUUGUCAGAAAUUAAGGCAGUUGCAGAGGUAAAAGGUGCAGAAGCAAGUUCAAAGACUUCAUGCUUAAGCCAGGUGAAGAAUCUGGAAAUGGCUGUGGGAUCUGAAACAGGGACAUCAAUGCAAGAUUGGGGAAUAAAUUUGGUAUCUGAGGUGGAAGAUACGAACAAAGCAAAAAUGAGCAAAGAAGUAGUACUAGAACCUGUGCAAAGAGUAGCAAUGAGUGCUUUGGAAACAAAUUCAAAAUCUGUACACAUGCAAGAAUUGGGAGCAACUGUAGAAUAUGGGACUGGACGUAAGCCAAGCGAAAGCGAAACAGCAGUAGAAUACAAGGCUAUCAAAGCAGCAGAGUAUUCCAGAACUACUCCAGAACCUUUGCAGGAGCAGAUAGGUGAUUCACAAGCAGUAUUAGAGUCUUUGCCAAGAGCAGAAAUAAGUAUGGCAUCAGAAACAGUGACAGAAAUAAGAAACUUGAAAGAAACUUCGGAAUCUAUGAUUUCAACAGAUGUGAGAACUCAGGGACCUACUGUAGAAUAUGUAAUUGCGACAAGGAGAACAGGCACAAAGAAACCUGAGGCAUCACCUAUGAUUGAUGUAAAAGAUUUAGAAGAAGCUUCAGGAACUGAGAAAGGAAUGAAAGCAAAAUAUUUGGAGCCAGCCUCAGAAGCUGGAGAAGUGAGGUUGUUGGAAAGUAUUAAAGAUUCUGCAACAGUAGAAGUGGAAAGUUCUGAAACAUUCAGAGAGUCUGAGGUACACAUGGAUGUCCAAGAUUUGGAAACGUCACAAACAUCUGAAAAAGUGGCAGUGAUGAAUGUUUUAGAGGAUGCUUCAGAAACAUUCACUGUUACAAAACAACAUUCAGAAGCUAUUCCAGAAUUUUUGCACACUGAAAAGCAAGAACAUCUGCAAGCAGUUUUUGAAGCCAAACCUACUGCAGAAUGGAAAAGUACAGAAGAGGCUCCAGAAGCGUUGAGUGCUGAUGAAAUGAAAUCUUCUGAAGCAGUUCCAAAAACUGGGGACACACAAGAUCUGGAAACAAUGCUGGAACGUGAAGUGGCUGCAGAAGUACAAUAUUCAGAAGUGGGGCAGUGUCCACAAAUGGAGGAUGCGAGAGUUCCUCAUCAGGCUCAGGAAUAUGACAUACUUGUUGAGAAGAAAGACGCAGAGCAAACUCUAGCAUCUGAGCCUCUUGUAGCAGUAAGUGGUCAAGAGAUUACUCCAGAAUCUGUGUCAGCUUCAGAAACAGCAGAGACUCCUGAAUCCCAAAUAAUCAUGGACACAAGACAGUUGGAAGCAGCUCCGGCUUGUGUAGCAGAAACAAAAGAUUUGGAAGUAACUCCUGUUCCUCAGACUGUUGUAGAGCUGAAAGAUGCAGAAGCAGCUGUGGGGCCAGAGGGAGACACAAAAGAUUUGGAAGCAGCUCCCGUACCUGAGACUGUUACAGAAGAAGUUCCAGUGCUUGGGGCAGAGGCAAGUCAGCUUGCAGAAUUACUUCCAACUGAGACUGACAAAGAAGCGGCUGCAGAAGAGGCAUCAGAAGCGAGAGAUUCAGAAACAUCUGAUGUGCAGCCUGAUGUGGCAGCACGAAUGAGGGAGACUCUGAUGAGGCUUGAGAAAGUUGAUAAAAGCAGCCAUAGAAGCAGUGAAAAAAGCAAACAUGAUGCAAAGAAGCAAAAAAGGAGUCGCUCCAAGUCCCAGUCCAGGUCUAGGAAGCGGAAGAAAAAAUCAAGGUCACGUUCUACUUCCAGGCGUUUGACCUCUAAAAGAGCACGUUCUAGGAGCAGAAACUAUUCAGAUUCCAGAAAGAAGCAUUCCAAAUCUAGAUCCCGGUCUGUGGAGAAGAGAGAGAGAAGAUUGUCUUCCCGGAGGUCCAGGCGCAGACGUUCCAGGUCGUCUGACCGCUACAGGUCUAAGUCCAGGUCAGUGGAAAAGACCCGAAGGUCUGGGCGCAGACGUUCCAGGUCAUCUGACAACUACAGGUCUAAAUCUAGAUCUGUGGAAAAGAGAGGGAGCAGAUUGUCUUCCAGAAGAUCCAGACGCAGACGGUCCAGGUCUUCAGACCGCUACAGGUCUAAAUCCAGAUCAGCAGAAAAGAGAGGGAGCAGACUGUCUUCCCGAAGGUCCAGGCGUAGACGUUCCAGGUCUUCUGACCACUAUAGGUCUAAGUCCAGGUCAGUGGAAAAGACCCGAAGGUCUGGGCGCAGGCGUUCCAGGUCAUCUGACCGCUACAGGUCUAAGUCCAGGUCACUGGAAAAGACCCGAAGGUCUGGGCGCAGACGUUCUAGGUCUUCUGACCACUACAGGUCUAAGUCCAGGUCAGUGGAAAAGACACGAAGGUCCGGACGCAGACGGUCCAGGUCUUCUGACCGCUACAGGUCUAAAUCACAGUCGGUAGAAAAGAGAGGGAGCAGGUUGUCAUCCUGGCGAUCCCGGCGCAGGCAUUCCAGGUCCUCUGACCGUUCUAAAUCUAGAUCUAGGUCUUCAGAAAAAAGAGGGGGCAAAGAGUACUCAUGGAGGUUCAGACAUAGAGGGUCUGGUUCCUCUGAUCGUUCAAAAUCAAGGUCUAGAUCUGUUGAGAAGAGGGGUCGGAAGGCGUCUGUAAGAAGAUCUAAACGUCAGCGCUCCAAGUCUUCUGACCGCUACAAGUCUAGAUCCAGAUCUGUAGAAAAAAGAGAUCGAAAGCAAUCGUCACGGAAAUCGAAACGUCAGCGCUCAAAGUCCUCUGACCGUUACAAGUCUAGAUCCAAAUCAGUGGAAAAAAAGAAAGAGUCCUCACGAAAAUCCAAGCGUCGUCGCUCAAAAUCUUCUGAACGUUACAAGUCCAGGUCUAGGUCCGUAGAAAAAAAGCGCAAAGAAUCUUCAAAGAAAUCCAAACGAAAGCGUUCCAAGUCUUCUGACAGUGUUAAGUCAACAUCCAAAUCUGUAGAAAAAAGAGAAAGUAAGUUAUCCUCAGCAAAGAGCAGUAGCAAGCACGCAGAGUCUUCUGAACAUCAAGAGUCAAACACAUGUCUUGAGAAAGUAGAUGGUCCUGAACCUUUCACAAGUGAAGGCAGCUCCUCCAAAUCUUCUAAUGGUCCUGUGUCAGCUUUGUCUCUUGAAGGAGUAAAUGGCCCAGAGCUGCCACCAUCGUUAGAAAGUAGAUACUCCAGGCCUUCUGAUGGUCUUGAGACAAGCUUGUCUUCUGAAAAAACAGCAGAUUUGCAGUCUUCUGUGGUGUCUGAACAUGAUAGCUCCAAAACCCCAGAUGACCAGGAGCUGAGAUCUGCAUCUGUUGAGAACACAGAGUCUUCGGAGCUUUGUGUAACACUUGAAAAUGGAUCAACCACACCUUAUGGCUCUGACUUAGGGUCCACGCUAACUGAAAAACCAGCAGCUCUGGAAUCUUCAUCACUACCUGAACUUGCUUUCUCAGCAUCCAAAUCAACAUCCUCAUCUGUUGAAAAAAGAGGAGAUCCAGAGACAACUUUAACAGAAUUUCAGCUUUCCACAUCCCAUGAGGAUGAGUCAAGAUCUACAUCUCGCAAAGAAAUAGAGGGUCCAGAGCCUCUUCCGACACUUGAAAGCGGAUGCUCUUUAUCUUCUGAUGACUGCAAGUCAAUUUCCUUGUCCUCUGAAAAAAUGGAGGUUCAGGGGUCCUCUCUGAUGUCCGGAAGUGAACUUUCUGACUUGCCUGACGGUCAUGAAUUGAGACACAUCCCUGCUGAAAAAGCAGAGCUUCAGAAGUUUUUGCAUGUACCUCAAAGUGGGUCUUCUGAGUUGGCUGACAGCACUGAGUCAAGGUCACUGUCUUUUGAAACAGCAGAAGUUCAAAAACCUUUUUUAGCACCUGAAGUUGUUCAGUGCUCUGAGUUCCCUGAUGUUCAUGAGUCAGCCUCCUUGCCAAUUGAAAAGGACCAGAUGCGGGAGCCUUCUCUGGCUUCUGAUAAUGGGUAUUUCAAGAUUCCUGACAGACAUGAAUCAGCAUCCAGCUUUGCUGCACAAACAGAGGAGCUUCCGUUGACGUCUGAAGGUGGGUCCUUCGAGUCACCUGAUGGAAAAAUAAAGGCUCCAGAUGCUUCCCUGACAUCUGAGUGUGGUCCUGUUGAGAUCACAGAUGACUGCGUUUCAACUCCAUCUUCUGCAAAAAUGCAGGAAGUUGUCCUGACAACUGUAGGACAAAGCUGCAAGCCUUCUGAAGCUUGUGAGUCCACUUCAUUUGCUGAGAAAAAUUUAGACGGUCCAGCAUCUUCACAAGUACUUGGAGUUGGCUGUUUUGAGUCUUCUGAAAUACGUGAAUCAAGAUACCUGUCUGCUGGAAAAACGGAGGUUACAGAAUCGUUGUUGUCUAAAAGUGAAGUUCCUGUGUGCCAUGAUGGCCGUGAGUCAAAAUACGGUUACUUUGAGAAAACAGAAGGUUCAGAACUGUCAGUGGCUCCUGAAUGUGGGUAUUCUAUUUCACCUGAAGGCUGUGAACUGACAUCCACUGCAGCUGAAAGACUGGAGACACAGAAGCCUCCUUUUCCAGUGGAAGGUGGAUUCUUAAAGUCCACUGAUGUUUUGGGAUCAGUAAGCACACCUACUGAAAAAUUGGAGGCCACAGUGCCUUCUCAUACAUCUGAAAGUGGGCUUUUUACAUCGCCUGAUAGUCAUGAAUUGAGAGGUACCCAAACUCAAGAAGUAGAAGCACAGAAGUCAUCUUUGCCUGCUGAACUGAAGUACGUUGCAUCCUCGGAUGGACACAAGUUGAGAUCUGCCUCUGAUAAAGAAAGCCAGGUGCAGGACCCAUCUCUGAUACUGGAAAGUAGAUGUUUUGUUUCCUCUGAUGUUCAUGAGUUGACACACACCCCUUUCAAGAAAGCUGAGGUAGAGGAUCCUUCACAGAUACCCGGAAAUGAGUACAGAGUGGGCCUUCAUGGCCCAGAAUUGACAGCAACCCCUACUGAAAAAACAGAGGUGCAGGAACUGUAUCUGGCUAAAGAAAGAUGUUCAGCAUCUGUUGAGAGCCAGGAAUUGCUGUCACCCCCUUUUGAAAAGACUGAAGUGCAAGAGCCUGCUCUGACAUGUGAAAAUGAAUGUGCUGUAUCCUGGGACCACCAGGAAUUGAGGUCUAGCUCUCCUGAGAAGGUAGAGGUCCAGGAGCCUUCUGCAGUACCUGAUAAUCAAUAUGCUUUGUACUCUGAAGAUCAGCAAUUGCAGUCUUCCCUUGCUGAAAAAGCAGAAGUACAGGAACAUUCUCUGCUGUCUGAAAACGAAUAUGCUCUGUCCCCUGAGGGCCAUGAGAUGCCUGCCAGCCCUGCUGAAAAAGAGGUGCAAGAACUUUCUCUGACAUCUGACAGUGAAUAUCCCACAUUCCCUGAAGGCCAGGGAGUACAGUCUACCCUUGUUGAAAAAACAGCGGUGCAGGAGCCUUCUCUAAUAUCAGGUAGUGAAUAUGUUGCAUCCCCCGAAAGGCAAGAGUUGUCAUCUGUUGUUGAAAAAACAGAAAUGCAGGAUAGUUCUGUGCUGUCUGAAAAUGAAUAUGAUGUAUCUCCUGAAGGCCGUGAUUCAAGAUCCAGCCAUGUUGAAAAAGAAGAAAUGGGGGAACAUUCUGAAACAUCUGAAAGUGAAAGUUCAAUGUCCACUGAUAGCCAGGAGUUGCAGUCUACUGUUGUUGGAAAAACAGAGGUGCAGGAGUUGUCUCUGUCUGAAGGUGAAUGUACCAUGUCUCCUGAAGUUCAGGAGCUGCAUUCUAGCCCUUCUGAAAAAGCAGAGGAUAAAGAACCUUCUCUGACAUACGAAAACGAACAUGCUCUGUUCCCUGAAAGAUAUGAAGAAAGAUUGACUCAUGCUGAGAAAACAGAGGAUAGGGAUUCUUCUUUAACACCUGAAAAUGACCAUAUUUUGUCUUUUGAGAGCCAAGAGGUAAGAUUCACCACUGUUCAAAAUGAAGAGGUGCAGGACUUUUCUCCAUCCCAUGAAAGAGAACAUAGAGCAUCCCCUGAUGGCCAGAGGUUGAGAUUACUCACUGAUGAGAAAGCAGGUGGUCUUGAACCUUUAACGUUAAAUGACAGAGCUUCCAUGUCCCCAGAUGUUAGUGACUUGAAAUCCAUCCCUGUUGAAAAGAUGGAUGAUGAAAUGCCCAUAAUGCCUGAAAGAGGAUGUUCCAUGUCCCCUGAUGGCUACAGUGUGAAAUCUGUUCCUGGUGAAGAAACAGGGGAUCUAGAGCCUUCUUCGACAUCUGAAUGUAGACAUUCCACAUCCCCAUAUCAUGACAGCCAUGAGCUGAAAUCUCCCAUGGAGGAAGACGCUCUAGAGUCCUCUUUGACUUUUGAACAUAGGCGAUCUGUGUCCCCUGAGGGCCAUGACCAGAAAUCUGUCAUAGAUGAGGAAAUGGAAGAUCGAGAGGCCUCUUUGACAUCUGAACAUAGGCGCUCCACAUCCCCUGAUGAGCAUGAGUCAAGGUCUAGCGGUGGUGAAGAAGCAGAGUAUUUGGAACAACCAUUGACAACGGAACGCAGAUCCUCCGUUUCUUCUGAUGAGCAUGAGUCAAGGUCUACCGCUGGGGAAGAAGGAGAGGAUGUGGAACCCUCCUUGACAGGUGAACGAAGAGAUUCCACAUCUUCUGAUGAGCGUGAGUCGAGGUCCACCACAGGUGAAGAAGGAGAAGAUCAGGAGACUUCCUUGACAGCUGAACGUAGAGACUCCGUGUCCUCAGAUGAGCAUGAGUCACGGUCUACCGCUGGUGAAGAAAUAGAGGAUUUGGAGCCCUCUUCGGGAGGUGACCAUAGACGUUCCGUGUCUCCUGAUGGACGUGAGUCAAGAUCAACCACUGGUGAAGAAGCAGAGGACCGGGAGCCAUCCUUGACAGCUGAGCGUAGACACUCCACAUCCUCAGAUGAACAUGAAUCAAGAUCUACCACUGGUGAAGAUGUAGAGGAUGUGGAACCUUCCUUGACAGCUGAACGAAGAGACUCCACGUCCUCCGAUGAGCAUGAUUCAAGGUCUACCACUGGUGAAGAAGUAGAGGAUAUGGAGCCUUCUUUGACAACUGAACAUAGACGUUCCACAUCCCCUGAUGGACGUGAAUCAAGGUCUACCACUGGUGAAGAAGCAGAUGAUGCAGAGCCUUCAUUGACAGCUGAACGAAGAGACUCCACGUCAUCAGAUGACCAAGAGUCUACCACUGGUGAAGAAGUUGAGGAUAUGGAGUCCUCUUUGGCAGUUGAAGACAAACAUCAGGAAUCAUGUUCUAUGCCUCUUGAGAAGUCAGAGGGACAGGACUCUUCCUUUCUGUCUGAAAGUAGGCGUUCUGAGUCUUCUGAACGUGAGAAAUCUAGGUCUGAAUCUGUUGAAAAAAUAUCUGACAAAGAGUCUUCACGAAGAUCUAGAAGCAGACGCUCUCCUACUCGCCAAAUGAGUCGAUCUGUAUCUGUUGAAAAAGCAGCAGACAAAGAGUCUUCACGGAGGUCUAGACAUAGACGCUCCAGGUCUGCUGCUCGCCAGAAAAGUAGAUCCACUUCUGUUGAAAAAGCAGCAGACAAAGAAUCCUCACGGCGAUCUAGACGGAGACGCUCCAGGUCCACUGCUCGCCAAAUGAGUCGGUCAAUAUCUGUUGAAAAAACAGCAGACAAAGAGUCUUCACGGAGAUCUAGACGUAGACGCUCCAGGUCCACUGCUCGGCAAAGAAGUCUGUCCAAAUCCGUUGAAAAAGCAGCUGACAAAGAGUCUUCACGGAGAUCCAGAAGCAGACGCUCCAGGUCUUCCCAGCGCAGAUCCCAGAGAUAUGAUACAGAAUCUCGCUCUAGACGGAAUCGCUCCAGAUCUGUAACACGGAGAAGAACAUCAAGAUCAAAAUCUAAUCGUCGCUCUAGAUCUAGCUCAUUGUCACGUUCAAGGCACAGAAGGAGGAGUAGGUCAAGGUCGGCAUCAAGAAGGCGGCGUUCUUUAUCUAGAGACAGACGCAAAAGAUCUCAGAGAAAUAGAUCAAGAUCUGCUGAUAGAAGAAGAAGAAGAUCAGAUUCAAGAGAUCGUAGGAUAUCCCUCAGACUACGGAGCAGGAGUCGAACACCUAUUCGUCAAAGGCGAUCGAGGUCAAGAGGAAGAAGACGGAGUUCUAGUAGGUCACCAAUUCGACUGCGGCGAUCAAGGUCUUCAGGGAGAAGAAGGGGUUACAGCAGAUCACCUGAUCGUCGUAGGUCCAGAUCAUCAGAAAGAUUUUCAAGCAGGUCACCUAAGCGUCUUACGGACUUGGACAAGGCCCAGCUACUCGAAAUAGCCAAAGCUAAUGCAGCUGCCAUGUGUGCAAAGUCUGGUGUUCCUUUACCACCAAGCCUGAUGCCUAUGUUAUCUCAAAAGAAGGACGACAAAGCUAGUCAGAAGUCGUCAAGAGAUACACUAAAGGAGCUCACUGAGAAAUGCAAGAAGAUUGCUCAAAGCACAGAUGAUGUGAUAGUGAAUAAGCCUCAUGUUUCUGAUGAAGAGGAGGAAGAACGUCCUUUCUAUAAUCACCCCUUUAAGCUCAAUGAACCCAAACCUAUUUUUUUCAAUUUAAGUACUCCCAGCAUAAAACCAGCACCACCACCACAACCAAAAAAUCAGGUCAGCCUGUCAAAGGAAUUUCCUGUUUCAUCUGGGUCUCAGCAUAGGAAAAAAGAAGCAGAUAGUGUCUAUGGAGAAUGGGUUCCAGUUGAAAAAGGCAAAGAAGAUAGCAAGGAUGAUGUUUUCCCCAAACCAUCCAUUGAGGGUGUGGACAUAACUACAGCCAUGAAUGAUCGAGCACUGGCUCAGAAAAGGCUUAAUGAAAACACGUUUGAUUUAGAGGCCAUGUGCAUGCUAAAUCGUGCACAGGAACAGAUUGAUGCCUGGGCUCAAUCAAACUCCAUACCUGGCCAGUUCACGGGAAGUACAGGAGCACAGAUACUGUCUUCGGAUGAGCUAACCAACAGUGGUCCCCAAGCAUGGAUUAGAAAGGAUCAGUUCUUAAGAGCAGCCCCUGUAACUGGAGGAAUGGGAGCUCAACUGAUGAGAAAAAUGGGCUGGAGAGAAGGAGAAGGGCUUGGAAAAAACAAAGAAGGCAGUGUCGAACCUAUUAUGGUUGAUUUUAAGACCGAUCGAAAAGGGCUUGUUGCUGUGGGAGAGAAGGCACAAAAGAGAUCUGGACAUUACAUUGUGAUGAAGGAUCUUUCAGGUAAACAUCCAGUUUCUGCGUUGAUGGAGAUCUGUAACAAAAGAAGAUGGUCACCACCAGAAUUUGUGUUGGUGGAUGAUAGUGGGCCUGAUCAUCGCAAACACUUCAUCUUUAAGGUGAGAGUCAAUGGAAAUGAAUAUAGGCCUACUUUUGCCAGCCUUAAUAAGAAGCAUGCUAAAGCCACAGCAGCAACUGCGGCUCUCCAAGCGAUGGGACUUGUACCAAAGGAAAGCAUGGUUAAUACCACCAUGUUUAGGAGUGCCUCACACCGCUAGAUAUUGUUUUUUAUAUUGACAUUAUUUCAGAUAAUUUUACUCUGCACAAAAAUGGUAUUUGCCCUGUCAUGUUGUAAAUACAUUGGCAAUUCCCACGUUGUAAAAACUGUACAGACACCUUCAGGUUUUUCUUUUGUACCAUCAAAAUGUAUUUAAAUCAUACUUAGUUUUUGGUAUGUUUAUAUUGUUUACAUUAGUGAUGUAAUUAUUUCUUAAAUGACUAAAUCAGACGACAGACUCUGGAGGCAUCAGUAAUCUAAACCCUUGUUUUAAAACUCAUGCAAUUUCUCUUCAAUACGGAAUGUUAACACUUUCAUACUGUUUUGUACUAUGCUGCAGUUUUCCCUGGUCUCGGUAAAGCUACUCUUGCACUUUUGCCUACAGCUGGUAAAAGGCCACGCAGCUUACCUUAGUCUAGUCAAGGCUGGCGUGUACUGCUGGACAGAUACUGGGCCAGUACUGUUACCCCUGUGAGAAAGCAAGCAGUGGUAGCCCUGUUGUACAGUGUUAAUUAACACUGCGGCUUCUCUUGGAGUUCCGCUUGGGGGUUUAACUCAGUGGUGCACUGCAACUGGCCAUGCAGCCCAUGCUCUAGGACACAAGCGAUUAGGCAAAAGACUUGCUUAAAAAGGGAUGGCAGAAAGUCCAGCAAUGGAACCGAUGAGACUUUGCGAUUUAGAAGUGACUCUCCCUGCAUGUUCUGAGAAGGGAGAUAACGGAGUUGUCUAUUCCAAACAAAUUAACACACUGCCUGAUGUUGAUUGUAUGGAUUUGUGGUUAAUGUGAAUUUUAAAGUCUAACAAAUCUACAACUGGAUUGGGGGGAGGGAGGGGAUAGAAUGAUGCUUAAAUUGUUGUACCCAACUUGGUCAAUAAAGCAGCACAAGUUCAUAAUCUUAAUCACUGGUCAGUAAACAGUAAUUAAAAUCUAUGCCAAAAGAACUUUGUGAAGAAACGCACAGUAUAAAAUGACCCUUGAUGAGGAGUAGCGACAGCUGUUAGGGUUGCGGAAUCUGUUUAGUCAUUUUCAGUUGCUUUAGACUCUUACCAAAUUAAGUCCUUGGGCUGACAUUUUCCGUAAUGGUACUCUGCCCUCAAGGAGACGACCUGAUCCAGAGUUUUGGCAGUUCAAUAAGGGAAAGGAUGUAGAAGGCUUUUCCUUUUAUUUUCCCCCCUCUUAAUUUAAGAAGUAUUAGUUCUUUAGCUAUGUGCACUUUGAAUUGGAAAGGGCAUUGUACACGUUUUGCCAGACUUGUCUGUGUUACGAGCAGACUGCCAGGACUUGUGUAUGGAUUGUAGUGGUUCAGGUGCUUAUUUCCGAAAGGUCGUUGAGGUCUUUGUGUAUUACAUCUACUGACCAGAGCUUCACCGGGGACAGGAGCAAAAUACAUUUGUACGCAGUAGGACUGUGCUCAGGCCUAAAGUGAAUGACCUUGGCAAUGGCAGUAGGAUCUUGGAGGUGAAGAAUUACUAUAGUAGCUCUUCUUCCACAAAGUAAGUUAUUUGUGUGUAUUCUCUCAACUGUUACUGAAUGAGGUCUCUUUCUUUGCCCUAAAUGAACAAGUACCAAUGUCUCAUUUUGCAUACAAUAGAGAAAAGGUACUGGGUUCUCUACCACACACCCAAGGAAUAAAACUCCUUAUUAGUCUAUCAAAGCACUCUAGAAAUGCCUAAGUUUUUUGUGGACGUAGUUGUCUCUAAUUAAAGUUUUUCCCUUCGGCUUCUCACCUUCAGUCUCUGUGUAAAAUUGUUUCAAGAUCUCCUUGCCUCAUUUGCUUGAACUAGUGUAAGGUGUGUAUUUAAAAUAAGAAAAAAAAAAAAAAAAAAGCUAAAAGGGAUGGUACAGCAAUGGGAAGGCCUACUCUGGGAGAGCUGGGCGUUGCAGCCAUCUUAGCUGAAAUCUGGCUCUUUGAUGUCUGACUCAAAGCAAUUAACUCAGGAUGUGGGAGGCAGCUCCU